Molecule: messenger RNA, 1746 nt
Organism: Mya arenaria
Lineage: Eukaryota; Metazoa; Mollusca; Bivalvia; Myida; Myidae
Product: carbohydrate sulfotransferase 12-like
Exons: 3
Coding region: 149-1594 (481 amino acids)
Biological process (GO): carbohydrate biosynthetic process
Cellular component (GO): membrane
Molecular function (GO): sulfotransferase activity
Source: RefSeq, a predicted model, not a curated record
UACUAAUCAUUAGUACGACGUUUCCACGUUUUCCAUACGCAGUUGCUAUUUAUGGAAAAAAACUGUUUAUGAGAAAGCGCUCUUCAGAUGUUUUAACAGCAUUUAUUUAAUGGUGAUUUUUUUUGGAAGCUAAAACGAACAAAAAAGUAUGCUCCAGAUGAGGCCAUUUCGACCGUCCUUCGCUAGAUUGGGCCUUGUUCUGAUGGUAGCGCUCAUGGCUUUAUACGUCUUUUCCGGUCGCCAGAGGUCGCUGUAUUUUUCUUCUGAGGCGGGAGCUGCCCAUAUCUUUCGACCGAAUAAAUGCCUCUUGAAAUACACAAACGUACCCGUGUAUAACACCACCGUCAGUUCAACACCAAUAUAUGUUUCACCUAUGAGUUCCUCCAUGUUUCCACUGGUCAGUAGGACAAAGGACCUCCCUCCACCACCAGCAAGACUCGACAAUGGUAUACGAAUUCAGAAGACUGUUAAAAGCGUCGCUGAUGAUACUGAAGAACUGACAAAUGAAUUUGCACAAAUGGAAAAAGAGCAGAGGUUACAAAUAGACAAGCUUACACAAGUAUGUUCCACUAACGUAUUGCAAAAUGCAACAUACGCUGGUAUGGGAAGCUACAAGUAUCAUCGAUCGAGGGCUUACAACGUUGGUUACUGCAAAGUACCGAAGUGUGGCAGUACAUUUUGGAUUCGAUUGUUUACUGUCCUCGAUAAUGGAAUUAAUGUAGCAAAGAAUAUUCUAGAAAAGUCCCGUUCAUCACUUCACAACAUGCGACACAGUUUUCAUUCCAGCCUUUUGAGUAUUUUACAGUUAAAAUCCCCCACCAUUCUUUCAGCAAGAAAUCCAUAUUCUAGAUUGCAUUCGGCGUAUAUUGAUAAGCUGUACCUAUUUCUAAUGUGGAAUUACAGUUUAAAUAUACUCGGAAUAGAUAAAACAAAUACAACUGAGAGAAUUUGUCCACAGGCAGUUUCAUUUGAAGACUUUUUGCAGUGGAUACUACGAGAUGCUUCACAAGGGAAAACUCUCAACAGACACUGGGCUCCCAUCUUUUCGUUAUGUAAGCCAUGUGAUGUUGUGCCUAUUUCAAUCAUACGCCAAGAAACUUUUGCAAAGGAUGUCAAGUUCAUUUUACAGUAUUUAAAAGUCGACGAAGAUAAGUAUGAAUUCAUAAUGUCUGCUUUACAAGGAAACCGUGUGAAAACGGCAUUGCCAAGCAUUAUUGCAACUGUGUUUAACAGGGUGAAAUCACUUGUAAGAGAUAACUGCCUAAACUGGAUUUACAUAGCCAGAAGAACAUGGUCAGCCUUACAAAUUCAAGGGUUCAUAGCUAAUGAGGUCAAUUUUCCAUUUGAACAAUUUAAGAAUUUAACAGAUCCAUCUGAUGUUGUCAAAGUAUCCGAAUUUAUAAUAUCGGAAAUAUAUAAACACCCUUUAUCUAAGGACGAAAGCCAUAAUCAAAGAAAAAUGGCAUUGCAAGCAGCGUAUUCUGACGUCAGCGAGGAGACAAUUGUUGGUAUACAGCAAUUAUAUAGAGAAGAUUUCCUCCUGUUUGGUUAUUCGUUUGUUCCACCAAACAAAGAAGACAUUUAUAGCGAAUAAGCUCAACCCAAGCUUUUUCUUAUUUUCAAUUACUGUUAAAUUCGUCCUGUAUCAGACCAGCAAUUAAAUGACUAUAUACUCAAUACAAACAAUUAUGUGCUGUGUAUUUCGCUUUUUUUACUGUAUGCACUUUUUAUGUGCACACAGUUAGA